AUGAUUCAACCAGGAGGAACGCUAUAUUCGUUCAAGCCGAAUGCUGGAACACAACUUUGUAUAACAAAUGCAACUCUGGACAGCAGCACGCUCCGAGCGAAAAAUUCAGAAGUUCAACUUUGGCUGCAACACUUAACAUAUGACCACCUGCUUGCAUGUGUGAGCAAACAAAUGCCGUAUAUUAAAUUGAAUCUACAAUUUAAUAGUGACGAUGAAUUGAAGUGCUUCUCAAAAGGCACUGGAACAGUGUACCUCAGUGGAUACAUCAGCACACCAGCAUCCUCGGCCUAUGCGAUUUUACCUGAGGAUCAUGCCGUGGCGGAAACAGAAGAAGUUGAGACCACCGAUAAUUCGAAGAAGGGUGAUAAGAUCGAUGACGAUGAUGAAAAGGCAACUGGAAUUAUCGUUGAGGACCUAUUUACACCGGACAACGAUGAUGACACGAUAGCCGAACUUGGCGACACAAUUUCGAUUCGCUAUGAAUGUUUCCUGACAAAUGGUGACAAACCAAUUUUCUCAAACUUGUCGGUGGACCCAUUCAAGUUCGUGCUUGGCCAAAAUGUCGUAUGUAAUGGUUUGAACGAUGGCAUUGUAUCGAUGUCAGUCGGGUCCAAGCGAAAAAUUCAAUGUCCACCACACUUGGGCUAUGGCGAAAAAGGCAUUCAGGCAUUAAUUCCACCAAAUGCAUCGUUGAUUUUCGUUGUUGAACUAUGUGGAAUCGAAGCUAAAAGUUUGAAUCAGGAUUCAUAA
Sitodiplosis mosellana (orange wheat blossom midge) is the source of this 750-nucleotide messenger RNA. RefSeq lists its product as uncharacterized. Gene Ontology annotation, molecular function: peptidyl-prolyl cis-trans isomerase activity; macrolide binding. The transcript has a single exon. The coding region runs from base 1 to 750 and encodes 249 amino acids. Gene Ontology annotation, cellular component: chromatin; nucleolus. NCBI's taxonomy places the organism in Eukaryota, Metazoa, Arthropoda, Insecta, Diptera, Cecidomyiidae. The record is from RefSeq and is a predicted model, not a curated record.